This is a messenger RNA of Sapajus apella (tufted capuchin), 5882 nucleotides long. RefSeq names its product CD109 molecule (gene CD109). Bases 107 to 4444 code for a protein of 1445 amino acids. Gene Ontology annotation, cellular component: extracellular region. The transcript is spliced from 33 exons. NCBI's taxonomy places the organism in Eukaryota, Metazoa, Chordata, Mammalia, Primates, Cebidae. Gene Ontology annotation, molecular function: endopeptidase inhibitor activity. The record is from RefSeq and is a predicted model, not a curated record.
UCGAAUUGAGGGGGAAAAAAAAUCAGGGAGGAGGUGGCAAGCCACACCCCACAGUGCCCGCGAAGUUCCCCGGCAGCGGACUGCCGCCCGGGCAGAAGCCGCCGAGAUGCAGGGCCCGCCGCUCCUGACCGCCGCCCACCUCCUCUGCGUGUGCACCGCCGCCCUGGCCGCGGCCCCGGGGCCCCGGUUUCUGGUGACAGCUCCAGGGAUCAUCAGGCCUGGAGGAAAUGUGACUAUUGGGGUGGAGCUUCUGGAACACUGCCCCUCACAGGUCACUGUGAAGGCGGAGCUGCUCAAGACAUCAUCAAACCUCACUGUCUCUGUCCUGCAAGCAGAAGGAGUCUUUGAAAAAGGUUCUUUUAAGACACUUACUCUUCCAUCACUACCUCUGAACAGUGCCAAUGGGAUUUAUGAGCUACGUGUAACCGGACGUGCCCAGGAUGAGAUUUUAUUCUCUAAUAGUACUCGCUUAUCAUUUGAGACCAAGAGAAUAUCUGUCUUCAUUCAAACAGACAAGACCUUAUACAAGCCAAAGCAAGAAGUGAAGUUUCGCAUUGUUACGCUCUUCUCAGAUUUCAAGCCUUACAAAACCUCUUUAAACAUUCUCAUUAAGGACCCCAAAUCAAACUUGAUCCAACAGUGGUUGUCACAACAAAGUGAUCUUGGAGUCAUUUCCAAAACUUUUCAGCUAUCUUCCCACCCAAUACUUGGGGACUGGUCUAUUCAAGUUCAAGUGAAUGACCAGACAUAUUACCAAUCAUUUCAGGUUUCAGAAUAUGUAUUACCAAAGUUUGACGUGGCUUUGCAGACACCGUUAUAUUGUUCUAUGAAUUCUAAGCAUUUAAAUGGUACCGUCACGGCAAAGUAUACAUAUGGGAAGCCAGUGAAAGGAGACGUAACACUUACGUUUUUACCUUUAUCCUUUUGGGGAGAGAAGAAAAUUAUUACAAAAACAUUUAAGAUAAAUGGAUCGGCAAAUUUCUCUUUUAAUGAUGAAGAGAUGAAAAAUGUAAUGGAUUUUUCAAAUGGACUUUCUGAACACAUAGAUCUGUCUUCUCCUGGACCGGUAGAAAUUUUAGCCACAGUAACAGAAUCACUUACAGGUAUCUCAAGAAAUGCAAGCACUAAUGUGUUCUUCAAGCAACAUGAUUAUAUUAUUGAAUUUUUUGAUUAUGCUACUGUCUUGAAGCCAUCUCUCAACUUCACAGCCACUGUGAAGGUAACCCGUGCUGAUGGCAACCAACUGACUCUUGAAGAAAGAAGAAAUAAUGUAGUCAUAACAGUGACGCAGGCAAACUCUACUGAGAACUGGGGCAGACCUAUCAAUGGAAAUCAGAAAAUGGAAGCUGUGCAGAAGAUAAAUUAUACUGUCCCCCAAAAUGGAAUUUUUAAGAUUGAAUUCCCAAUCCUGGAGGAUUCCAGUGAACUACAGUUGAAGGCCUAUUUUCUUGGUAGUAAAAGUAGCAUGGCAGUUCAUAGUCUGUUUAAGUCUCCUAGUAAGACAUACAUCCAACUAAAAACAAGAGAUGAAAAUAUAAAGGUGGGACUGCCUUUUGAAUUGGUGGUUCGUGGCAACAAGCAAUUGAAGGAGUUAAGCUAUAUGGUAGUAUCCAGGGGACAGUUGGUGGCUGUAGGCAAACAAAAUUCGACAAUCUUCUCUUUAACCCCAGAAAAUUCUUGGACUCCAAAAGCCUGUAUAAUUGUGUAUUAUAUUGAAGAUGAUGGGGAAAUUAUAAAUGAUGUUCUAAAAAUUCCUGUUCAGCUUGUUUUUAAAAAUAAGAUAAAGCUAUAUUGGAGUAAAGCAAAGGCUGAACCAUCUGAGAAAGUCUCGCUUAGGAUCUCUGUGACACAGCCUGACUCCAUAGUUGGGAUUGUAGCUGUUGACAAAAGUGUGAAUCUCAUGAAUGCCUCUAAUGAUAUUACAAUGGAAAAUGUGGUCCAUGAGUUGGAACUUUAUAACACAGGAUAUUAUUUAGGCAUGUUCAUGAGUUCUUUUGCAGUCUUUCAGGAAUGUGGACUCUGGGUACUGACUGAUGCAGACCUCAGGGAGGAUUAUAUUGAUGGUGUUUAUGACCAUCCAGAGUAUGCUGAAAGGUUUAUGGAUGAAACUGAAGGACAUAUAAUAGAUAUUAAUGGCUUUUCUUUGGAUAGCAGUCCACGUGUCCGAAAACAUUUUCCAGAGACUUGGAUUUGGCUAGACACCAACAUGGGUUCCAGGAUUUACCAAGAAUUUGAAGUAACUGUACCUGAUUCCAUCACCUCUUGGGUGGCUACUGGUUUUGUGGUCUCUGAUGACCUGGGUCUUGGACUAACAACUACUCCAGUGGAGCUGCAAGCCUUCCAACCAUUUUUCAUUUUUUUGAAUCUUCCCUACUCUGUUAUCAGAGGUGAAGAAUUUGCUUUGGAAGUAACUAUAUUCAAUUAUUUGAAAGAUGCCACUGAGGUUAAGGUAAUUGUUGAGAAAAGUGACAAAUUUGAUAUUCUAAUGACUUCAAAUGAAAUAAAUGCCACAGGCCACCAGCAGACCAUUCUGGUUCCCAGUGAGGAUGGGGCAACUGUUCUUUUUCCCAUCAAGCCGACACAUCUGGGAGAAAUUCCUAUCACAGUCACGGCUCUUUCACCCACUGCUUCUGAUGCUAUCACCCAGAUGAUUUUCGUAAAGGCUGAAGGAAUAGAAAAAUUAUAUUCACAAUCCGUCUUAUUAGACUUGACUGGCAAUAGGCUACAGAGUACCCUGAAAACUUUGAGUUUCUCAUUUCCUGCUAAUACAGUGACUGGCAGUGAAAGAGUUCAGAUCACUGCAAUUGGAGAUGUUCUCGGUCCUUCCAUCAAUGGCUUAGCCUCACUGAUUCGGAUGCCUUAUGGCUGUGGUGAACAGAACAUGAUAAAUUUUGCUCCAAAUAUUUACAUUUUGGAUUAUCUGACUAAAAAGAAACAACUGACAGAUAAUUUGAAAGAAAAAGCUCUUUCAUUUAUGAGGCAAGGUUACCAGAGAGAACUUCUUUAUCAGAGGGAAGAUGGCUCUUUCAGUGCUUUUGGGAAUGAUGACCCUUCUGGGAGCACUUGGUUGUCAGCUUUUGUUUUAAGAUGUUUCCUUGAAGCUGAUCCUUACAUAGAUAUUGAUCAGAAUGUGUUACACAGAACGUACACUUGGCUUAAAGGACGUCAGAAAUCCAAUGGUGAAUUUUGGGAGCCAGGAAGAGUGAUUCAUAGUGAGCUUCAAGGUGGCAAUAAAAGUCCAGUAACACUUACAGCCUAUAUUGUGACUUCUCUCCUGGGAUAUAGAAAGUAUCAGCCUAACAUUGAUGUGCAAGAGUCUAUCAAUUUCUUGGAGUCUGAAUUCAGCAGAGAAAUUUUAGACAAUUAUACUCUAGCUCUUAUAACGUAUGCAUUGUCGUCAGUGGGGAGUCCUAAAGCGAAGGAAGCUUUGAAUAUGCUGACUUGGAGAGCAGAAGAAGAAGGAGGCAUGCAAUUCUGGGUGUCAUCAGAGUCCAAACUUUCUGACUCCUGGCAGCCACGCUCCCUGGAUAUUGAAGUUGCAGCCUAUGCUCUGCUCUCACAUUUCCUACAAUUUCAGGCUUCUGAGGGAAUCCCAAUUAUGAGGUGGCUAAGCAGGCAAAGAAAUAGCUUGGGUGGUUUUGCAUCUACUCAGGAUACCAUUGUGGCUUUAAAGGCUCUUUCUGAAUUUGCAGCCCUAAUGAAUACAGAAAGGACCAAUAUCCAAGUGACCGUGAUGGGGCCUAGCUCACCAAGUCCUGUAAACUUUCGGAUUGACACACACAACCGCUUACUCCUUCAGACAGCAGAGCUUGCUGUGGUACAGCCAACUGCAGUUAAUAUUUCCGCAAGUGGUUUUGGAUUUGCUAUUUGUCAGCUCAAUGUUGUAUAUAACGUGAAAGAUUUUGAGUCUUCUAGAAGACGAAGAUCUAUCCAAAAUCAAGAAGCCUUUGACUUAGAUGUUGCUGUAAAAGAUAAUAAAGAUGAUCUGAAUCAUGUGGAUUUGAAUGUGUGCACAAGGUUUUUGGGCCCAGGUAGGAGUGGCAUGGCUCUUAUGGAAGUUAACCUACUCAGUGGCUUUAUGGUGCCUUCAGAUGCCAUUCCUCUGAGUGAGACAGUGAAGAAAGUGGAAUAUGAUCAUGGAAAACUCAACCUCUAUUUAGAUUCUCUAAAUGAAACCCAGUUUUGUGUUGAUAUUCCUGCUGUGAGAAACUUUAAAGUUUCAAAUACCCAAGAUGCUUCAGUGUCCAUUGUGGAUUACUAUGAGCCAAGGAGACAGGCGGUGAGAAGUUACAACUCUGAAGCGAAGCUAUCCUCCUGUGACCUUUGCCGUGACGUCCAGGGCUGCCGUCCUUGUGAGGAUGGAGCUUCAGGCUCCCAUCAUCCCUCUUCAGUCAUUUUUAUUUUUUGUUUCACACUUCUGUACUUUUUGCAACUUUGGCUGUGAUUUAUUUUUAAAGGACUCCAUGUAACACUAAUAUUUCUAGUACUCACAUGUGAUUGCUUUGUUUUCAUAAUCGAAUAUUGCUUUUAUUUUGAAAAACAGUUUUUUUUUCUUUCUAUGGGGUUGGGGUGGUGGUGGUGGUGGUGGUGUACAGCAGAUCCUAGUGUGUAUAGCUGCAUAGAUUUCUUCACCCGGUCUUUGUGUGGAAGAUCAGAAUGAAUGCAGUUUUAUGUCUACAUUUUCCCCUUUCAAAAUCUUUUAGCAUUUUUUUGGAGGUGUUUGUUUUCUCCAGAAUAAAGGUAUUAUUUUAGAAUAGUUAUUCUCCUCAUUUUGUGGAAGAAAUGAACCCAGAUUCUUAAGCAUUAUGGCACAUCCAUGUUUGCUUAAAGAUGGAUUUCCCUGGGAAUGGGAGAAAACAGCCAGCAGGAGGAGCUUGAUCUCUUCCCUUCCCACCUCCAACCUAACCCUAACUGCCCACCCCACCCCACCCUACCGCCCCAUGCCCAGCGGUCUCAGUAGAUACUUCUUAACUGGAAAUUCUUUCUUUUUAGAAUGUAGGUGAUGAUUUUUUUUGGGGGGGCAUUUUUUUUCCCCGCUGGAAAUCUGAUCACACACCCCAGCUUUUCCUUUUCCUCUCUUUCCUGUACAGAGAAAUGUGAGGGGCAGUACAUGUCCCUGUGCUUUGCAUGCCAUCUCAGAGGUUGAGGAGCAUACCAAAAACUGCCCUGGAGGGUGCUGGGUGUGCUCUCUCCUUCCCACAUCCUCAGCCCCACACUGACUCUAUUUCGGGGUGAGAGGCAGAGAGCACUGUAAUAUGUGCCUCAAGGGAUUUUGAUUAGAAGAUCCUAGACCAGGAGACACUGUGAGCCAGGGCACAACAAAAUACUGGAUAAGUCAUUGCAGACCGACCUCCCUGCAAUUUGAGAAAGAAGCUGGGUUUGUGGAGAAUCAGAGCAUCUUGACAUGACUCCUGGCCUAAAGAUCUCUGGCAUUGGACAGGGGUUCUGUGGAAACUCUUCUAGGUUCAGGGAUCUGAGCAUCAGACUGCCAGUCAUCUAGUGACAUCUGAUGCUUGCUGUGAACUUUUAAGAUCCCUGAAUCCUGAGCACCUUAAUUUUUAGUUGCCCUGUGUUCUGAAGAGUAAUAUAAUUUAUCUGGAUGGAAAUUUUAAAGAUGUCCCCCUUUCUCCUUCUCCUCAUUCUCUCUUUCUUUCCUUUCCAUCUCCCUUUCUUCUUUGCCUUCUAAAUAUACUGAAACAAUUUAAAUACGAGUCAACAAUUAAUGAUCUUUUACUCAAUCUAAGAAAUGGUUUAGUUUUGCUGUAUAGCUUUCAGCAAAUGUAUUGGCAUUUCUCUCAAGUGGACACGAGAAAAAGUAAUUGCCAUGUGCUCCAAAGAGUUUGUUUUAUGUUUUUAGUUUUUAAAAAAUAAAUCCAUCAAAA